CACUUUUUGUCUCAAUUCCCUCGAAAACCCUCUCCAUUUUUCACACACUGUAUAAAAAUCCCGAACCCCAGAUCCACUCCACUUCUUCUUCUUCUUCUUCUUCUGUUCCAAUUUGAGGUGGGUAGCGAUGAGCAAGCCGCAGACACAGAGACCGAAACCGCCACCGUCGGGGCGGACCAACCUUGCGUCGUGCAUAGUGGCCACCAUCUUCCUAAUCUUCGUGGUCAUCGUCUCCCUCAUCGUCUACUUCACCGUCUUCAAACCCAAAGACCCCAAAAUCUCCGUCAGCUCCGUCCAGCUCCCCUCCUUCUCCAUCCUCAACUCCACCGUCAACUUCACCUUCUCCCAAUACGUCGCCGUCCGCAACCCCAACCGCGCCGCCUUCCGCCACUACGACAGCACCCUCCAGCUCCUCUACUCCGGCAACCAAGUCGGCUUCAUGUUCAUCCCCGCCGGCGAAAUCGAGCCCGGUCAGACCCAGUACAUGGCCGCCACUUUCGCCGUCAAUUCCUUCCCCGUUUCGGAUCCCAAUCUCUCCGGGGCGGUCCAGGGCCCGAUGGGCUCCCCCCAGUUCGGCGACGGGCUCAGCGGGUUUCGCGGCGGAGGAGGCGGAGGGCCCACGAUGGAGAUAGAGUCGAGGCUGCAGAUGGCGGGUCGGGUUCGGGUCAUGCACUUUUUCACCCACCACGCGGAGGCGAAUUCCGGGUGUAGAGUCGCCAUUGCUGUGAGUGAUGGAUCUGUGCUGGGUUUUCAUUGUUGAUUUCAUUUUUGUGAUCCAUGAGUGAAAAUAUUGUAGCUCUUGUAGUAAUUUUUUUUUUUUUUGUCCAAAUUGGUUUAACUUGGGUGUUCUUCAAUUUGCUAAACCACCCAUGCAUGAACAACAAUGGAAAUGUAAAAAUGAAGUAAUUCUUGACUGUUAAUUUCUCUGCAAUUUUCAUUGUGCAUUCUAAAAGCAAUUCUCAUAAAGCUGAUGAGGAUUUUGGGGUUU
This is a messenger RNA of Rosa chinensis, 988 nucleotides long. RefSeq lists its product as uncharacterized. The transcript has a single exon. The coding region runs from base 128 to 760 and encodes 210 amino acids. NCBI's taxonomy places the organism in Eukaryota, Viridiplantae, Streptophyta, Magnoliopsida, Rosales, Rosaceae. The record is from RefSeq and is a predicted model, not a curated record.